GGUAGUCAAGUAGAUGACGAAUGGCAAUUAAGGGAGCCUUACUUCGAAAUGUGGCGACCAUAUCCUAGUACAAUGGGAGAAUAUACUGAAGACAUUUACGCCUGGGAGGAGCCGGCGGCAAAUUCACCAGAAACCAAAGGAAAGCCUUUGAAAGGACUUCGCAAACUAUGCCAGCUCAAAGCUAGUUUGGCAGACAUUCGACCUGCUCUACAAACAAGCAUAGGCCCAGGUGGUACCUUUUGGUAUCUCGAAUUUCACAUAGCUCUUCACCUCCGAGGUUCUCAGCUAAGAGUGUGGAUGGGGUGGGAUGAAAAGGUAUUUUCGAACCGUUCUAGCUCUAUAUUCGACCAUUCACACGUACUUAGGGUAUGCCUCGACAAGGACCCGUAUCCAUUCUCUCUACUACUAGAUAUUAAAUCGGAUCGUCAUCUUCUUGUUUGUGUUUUACUAGGAACGCCGCGUGUUUCGCAUACACAAGUUGUAAUGCCUAUGGAACGAAAGCGUGAAUUUUUUAAUUUCCCGAUGAAUUGGCUGGCUGACAGCGUUGAUGCCUCGAAAUCGCUGGCAGUUGGGCUUCCAGCCUCAGAACCAUCGAUGUAUAAGGCGAUUAUUGAUCGCUCAUACGCCUUUUGA
Messenger RNA from Acaulospora colombiana, 633 nucleotides. NCBI's taxonomy places the organism in Eukaryota, Fungi, Glomeromycota, Glomeromycetes, Diversisporales, Acaulosporaceae. The record is from the annotation of a GenBank genome assembly.